AUGGUUUACACGUCCUCGGCGGUUACGUCUUCUUCUGGAUCGAUGGGAUCGUCUGGCGAGUCUCUAUUUUGUGGGCCUAAUGCAGUGAGCAAUCCAUACUCAUUUCUUCAAGAGCUUGGAAGCGGCGAAACAUCCGAGGUACCUUCCCUUUGUUCAUCAACCGAAACUCUUUCCGAGGAGACCCCAAAUCUUUCCUCCAUCUUAAACUCCUUACAAAAGGAAAAGGGCACCGAUGCUCUUCAAUUGAAAACAAAGCUACCUUAUGCGUGGGUAUUUUGGUACCUUCGCCCGCCUCAAGGUCUCAAGUCGACCCAAUUAAACUUUGAAUCGCUUUUGAAGUAUAUCGGGACCAUGCAAACUUUACAAGAAUUUUGGUCUAUUUAUUUGACAUUGAAAAGACCGGAUGAGCUUUCCGUCGGAACAACUGAUUAUUCGUUCUUCAAAGAAAAUAUCCGUCCCGUUUGGGAGGAUCCGGCAAAUCAGCAUGGUGGAAAGCUUGUCAUACGUCUGAGGAAGAACAGCUCUGUGUCAACCAGAAUUUGGGAAUUACUGCUCCUUGCCCUGAUUGGAGAUGAAUUUUCGGAUCUCCAAGAACAUAUUUGUGGCGUUGUUUUUUCCAUUCGUCCAUAUGAAAACUUUAUCGCCAUUUGGAUGCCAAAGUCUGAUGAUCUGCCCCAAAUACAAAAACUAAGCCUUUUUGGCCUUGCUCCGGAUACUCUUAUUGAAUAUAAAGCUCACAAUUACGCCAAAGAAGGCGUUGCUCCUUCAACAGCGCGAUCAAAGGCGUCAAUCGAUGCACCCUCCAGUGUUCAGGCGAAUAAAGAAUAA
Mitosporidium daphniae is the source of this 828-nucleotide messenger RNA. RefSeq names its product eukaryotic translation initiation factor 4E. The coding region runs from base 1 to 828 and encodes 275 amino acids. The record is from RefSeq and is a predicted model, not a curated record. The transcript has 2 exons. Gene Ontology annotation, molecular function: RNA 7-methylguanosine cap binding; translation initiation factor activity. NCBI's taxonomy places the organism in Eukaryota, Fungi, Microsporidia. Gene Ontology annotation, biological process: translational initiation. Gene Ontology annotation, cellular component: eukaryotic translation initiation factor 4F complex.